Messenger RNA from Bactrocera dorsalis (oriental fruit fly), 590 nucleotides. It is a transcript of the gene BORCS7, whose product is annotated as BLOC-1-related complex subunit 7. Gene Ontology annotation, cellular component: BORC complex. Lineage: Eukaryota; Metazoa; Arthropoda; Insecta; Diptera; Tephritidae. The coding region runs from base 117 to 434 and encodes 105 amino acids. The record is from RefSeq and is a predicted model, not a curated record. The transcript has 3 exons.
CUCUACACAGUGACAAGAAAACAGCUGAUAGUUUGACAUUUUGAAGAAGAAAAUAUUUUGUUUACGAAAUAAACAAGGUUUUGCGGAUACUAUAAAACAAUUUGGUGUGGUAAAAAAUGGCUUCAGCAUCUAGCAGCUCAGCACGUCACCUCUUCAGCGAUAGCAAGAAACGUCUUUGUGAUCGUGUUGGCGUUAAUGUAAACAAUUUGGGAUCCGUAGCGCGGCAGAUAGUGCGUGGCUCCAAGUCAAAUGAGAUUUUGGGUCAGAGCAUAAAAAACUUCACACAAGUGGACAUUGUAUCCGAUUAUAGUAGUCAGAAUUUGCAUAAAAUGCAGUUGAUAUUACAACAUGUUGAUUAUCAACAUGAAAUCAUGCUUGAUAGUGUAAAUCAUAUGGAUUACCUGAAGGACCAAGUGACGGCAAUGGAGAGAUGAUUAGAAGAGAGUGGCUGUAGAAAUUAAACAUGUGCUCGUGAAGCUUUCUACGCCAAUUUAUUCUAUACAAGUUUGUUUACAUAUGUUAUUUGAUUUAAAUCUAACUUCGAAAAGUAUGAUUUAAUUGUUGAAAAGUUUUUUGGUCGCCUGUGUGUG